AUGGACGUCCACAGUGCGUUUACACUCGACACGACAAAGUUUGGGCCGGGGACGAUAUCGGAGGAAACCAAGACCUUUAACCAAAAGCUGAUGGAUAUUAUGUCCAAAGGGCCAAAGUGGUACGAGGUCGGUGCAAAGCGAUACCGUGAAAUGCGAGCGGCGGGCGAAACUCCGCUCCCCAAAGCCGUCUAUCUAGAUUCUGCUGAAGAUAUCACGAUCCCAUCGAGAGAUGCCGGACGGACGAUCCCCUGCCGGAUAUUGAGACCUCAAAACGGCAAGCCCGUGAAAGCGGUCUUCCUCCACAUCCAUGGCGGAGGCUGGGUUCUCCAGGACGAAAGGUCCCAGGACCCUUAUCUCCAGGGCAUUGCGAAUCAGACUGGCACUUUGGUGUUCUCUGUCGGCUACCGUCUGGCGCCUGAGCAUCCCUUUCCGGCGGGACCAAACGAUUGCUACGAUGCGGUAGAGUGGUUGGUCGACAAUGCAGAAUCCAAAUUCGGUGCACCGCUAGGGUUUAUCGGAGGCGAAUCGGCAGGAGGGCAUUGCAGCAUGCUCACCGCAUUGCAUUUGUUGCAGUCUCCGGUGCCCAAGUAUGCUAGUUUCCGCUUAAAAGGUCUUCUGUUGCAUUUUGGUUGCUAUUCCAUGGUUUGGAUGCCCCGUGUUUACCACUUCAAAAGACCCGAGGUCCUGGUCCUGGACCGAAAUCUGAUGGAUCACUUUGUCGAGGCUUUUGCCCCCGGUAUAACGGAGGAACAAAAGAGAGAUCCGUCAAUCAGUCCUCUCUAUGCGGAUCUGGAACCGUUGCGCGGUAAACUUCCGCCGGCGCUGUUCACUUGUGGAACCGAAGAUUGUUUGUUAGAUGACACCAUGUUUAUGAGUACGAAGUGGUUGAUGGCUGGAGGGGAAGCGGUGAUCAAGAUCCUUCCCGGAGCGCCUCACGGAUACAUUAUAUUUCCUCGGGACAUUCCAGGGAGUGGUGCCGCCGAAGGACUAGACGUUACCGAGAAAUUUAUGCUAUCAAGGAUGGCUUGA
This is a messenger RNA of Rhinocladiella mackenziei CBS 650.93, 1029 nucleotides long. RefSeq lists its product as uncharacterized. The record is from RefSeq and is a predicted model, not a curated record. Gene Ontology annotation, cellular component: cytosol. Bases 1 to 1029 code for a protein of 342 amino acids. Lineage: Eukaryota; Fungi; Ascomycota; Eurotiomycetes; Chaetothyriales; Herpotrichiellaceae. Gene Ontology annotation, molecular function: triacylglycerol lipase activity; sterol ester esterase activity. Gene Ontology annotation, biological process: triglyceride catabolic process. The transcript has 2 exons.